AUGUCUCCAUUUCGGGUCCGCAAAAACAUUGCCGCUCUCGAUCAGAAAGAGCUUGACGAUCUGGUACUUGCAUUCCAUUUACUUCAAAAAGUGGGUCCAGGAACGGCGGAGGCUCCAAAUGAGGAUUCCUUUUAUACCAUCGCAGGUUAUCAUGGCCAGCCCUUCAGGGGUGCUGGCUAUGGAAAUCGAGAUUGGUGGGGAGGGUACUGUCAUCAUGGCAAUGUACUUUUUCCUACCUGGCACCGUGCGUAUGUCCUUCGCUUGGAGGACGCCCUCCGCAAAGUUUCAAACAAGCCGAAUCUAGCUUUGCCAUACUGGGAUGAGAUUGCCGACUCAAGUGGAUUCUUCGACAAUCUCGGUCGAAUUGCAUCCGACCAAGUCGGCACCACGACCAGAAGGGUGGAUUACAGCAAGCCCAAAAAGUAUGAAACAGUUCGAUGUCCUUACUCUGGGCUUGUUGGGAAAGAUGACAAGGACGCUACAGAGAAUUAUAAUGCCACCAUUAGCGAGGCCCAGGCAACCGUGCAGCUCAAUAGAAAUGUACAGUACUGGCUAAGAAGUCCCGCUACGAAUUCAGUCCCAGGCAUGCGUCAGCUUUUCAUCGAUGCUGCCUGGAAGGCUCCCAACUAUACCGUGUUUUCCAACACCACAUCAGCUGCUAAGUGGAACGAUGAUAAAUUUGCUCGUGAGGCUGAAUGGGAGGAUGACUUUGUAGUUUCCGUGGAGCGGCCACACAAUGGAGUUCAUCUGGCAGUUGGUGGAUAUGAUAUGCCUGACAAGGAUCGUCACCGAUUAACUCCCUCCCAAGCAAACGGGGACAUGGGCGAGAAUGACACGGCGGCGUUCGAUCCAAUCUUCUUUUUUCAUCACUGCUUUAUUGACAUGGUCUUUUGGCUCUGGCAGUUUCAUCAUGAGGCCACAGAGAAUUUUGAUAUUAUUCCGUUCUACCCCGGAACCAGUCCGAUUGAUAGUCAAGGUCCAACUCCGGGUAUGAGUGCUGAUUCCCAGCUCAACAUGGAAACCCCGUUAACCCCCUUUCGCUACACUACAAGGGGUGUUGUGAACAUUCAGCAGCUCGGAUACAGCUACGAUUGCGAUCAAUACCUUACGAAGACCCCCCCACCACCACCAAUCGAUGUCCUGCCGCUACCAGUACCGCCAGUCACAGCUUCAGCGCCACCCAUGUCACGCUCAGCUGUACGGGUGACGGGUAUCAGCCGAAGCCAAAGACUGGGCUCUUUUGUUGUGGCUAUUUGGGCCUUCCCUUCCGACAACGAGCAUGAUUGGGCUCACGCUACUCUAGUUGGGCUCGAGCCGGUUUUCAGCCGGUGGCAUGUGCCAGGUUGUGCCAAUUGCAGCAACUCUCUGACGGUAACUUUGCAUGCACAUCUACCACCCGGCCCAUCCCCAACGGGCUCAGACAAAUUUAAAGACAUACAUGAGAACGAAAGGAAACUGAAGAUUAUGGUGCUGGAUAACCAGAUUAUAAAGGACAAUGUAGGCGUGCCCCGCAAAAGGAGGGUGCUCAACCCCAUCACAGGUGACAGCACAGUGGAUCCAGGACCUUGGAUUGAGAUUAGGAAGGUUUCAGGUUGA
Molecule: messenger RNA, 1596 nt
Organism: Aspergillus vadensis CBS 113365
Lineage: Eukaryota; Fungi; Ascomycota; Eurotiomycetes; Eurotiales; Aspergillaceae
Product: tyrosinase family protein
Exons: 3
Coding region: 1-1596 (531 amino acids)
Molecular function (GO): oxidoreductase activity
Source: RefSeq, a predicted model, not a curated record